UGGAGUCGUUUAUCUGCUCGAACGCGUCACUCCUUUCUCCACCUCACCUCUCCAACACAACACCCGAUAGUGAUACGCACGUUGACGUUCGAGGGUCCUCUAUGGGACAUCGCCUGGCGCGACACCUUCCUGAUCUGCGCGUCUUCACAAGGCAAGAUCACCAUGACCAUUCUGGGCACCGAGAACGCAUUGCCCCCGCAGGAGCUCACUUGCCCGAGCGUCAACGAUGAGGAGUUGGACCUGGUGGAGCUGGCGGAGGGCCGAGUGUGGGUGGGCGAUGAGGCGACGCGGGUCCGACGCGUCGCGCUGCACCCGCGGCUGGCCACCACCUCCACCCUCCUCAGCGCGCAGUGCUCCGCGGUGCAGAUCUGGGACAUCGCCAACUCGGACGCGCCCCUCCUCGCCAAGCGGGUGUCCAAAGAUUUGGUGCUCUGCGCCGAGUGGGAUCCGCACAACGACAAGAUCUUUGGCGUGGCCGGUCAACGGGGUACCAUGAAGCUGCUCGACGCACGAGAUGGGUCCUCGGAAUACUCGUGCGUGUGGGUCAAGAGGCAGGCCCACGCAGCGCCCAUCCGCGCGAUGAAAUGGAACCCCUGCGUGCCCCACUGGAUCGCCACCGGAGGUGAGGAGGGGCUGGUCAAGUUGUGGGACUUGCGGUACGGGGCGAGGCCCGUGUGCACGAUCCACGGCCACACGGGGCCGGUCAAUUCGGUCGACUGGAACGCGGCACACCCGGACCUGCUGGUCUCGGGCGGGUCCGAUCGGAGCCUCCGCGUGACCUCGCUCACCGCCGACAACCUGGCCGUCAUCGGCUCCAUGUCCUGCGGCACCCUCACCGACCAAAUAACACAAGGUCAGAGCUUCUUAAGGAAGCAGUACAGCGACAAGCCCCCGUCGGACGAGGAGAUCCUGGGCCUGCUGGGCACCCACGUCGAGUCCUUCAUCAGCCUCUCGGCCCACGUCAACCGGGCCUACCUCAACGCCCUCUUCCGCCAGGAGGCGUGGGACGCGUUCUAUAUUCUGGCGACGGAGCUGGCCCACAAGGCGAAGGGCUUCGAGUUCGAGACCUACGUGAACAACUUCAUGCGGGACGUGGUGUUCCCGGCGUUCAGCAACUACCUCGACAGCUGCCUGGAGCCCAAGGCGAAGCUCCCCGCGAAGCGGGAGUGCAUCAAGAAGAUCGCGAGCUUCGACCUCAACAUCACCCUCGGCGCGGACAUCUCCUAUCUCACGCAGCUUCUGCCCUCCGUUGUCAAGAACGUGUGGAAGAGCAUCAGGAAGGACAUCGAGAAGGCCAACCGAAAGGAGGCGGACAAGAAGAAAGCUGUCGCAUUCGCCAAGAACAUGCUGGCGGACUUGGAGGACAUCAUGGCGGGCAAGAGCUUCAAGACCGACGCCAUCGAGUACGAAGUCAAGAAGGUCACCGACGGCCUCGUUGACUUCAUCUCUCAAUAA
Messenger RNA from Acanthamoeba castellanii str. Neff, 1455 nucleotides. Its product is annotated as WD domain, Gbeta repeat domain containing protein. The annotation marks the transcript as partial. Lineage: Eukaryota; Discosea; Longamoebia; Acanthamoebidae. Gene Ontology annotation, molecular function: protein binding. The transcript is spliced from 11 exons. Gene Ontology annotation, biological process: protein ubiquitination. The record is from RefSeq and is a predicted model, not a curated record.